CCGGUCAAGGCCAGAUCGUGCACAUUGCGCACAUGUAAACAAAGAUGGCGGAUGAUCUUAAAUUAAUUAUCCAAGAGCUUUUUGAUAUCAAUGCCAUUAGAUUCGGAGAGUUCAAAUUGAAAAGUGGAAUUCUUUCUCCUAUAUACUUUAAUCUACGCGUUAUUAUUGGAUACCCGAACUUACUCCGUCGUAUCAGUGAACUAUUGUAUAAUGCAGCAAAAUCGGCAGGUGCAGAAUUUAACUUGACAUGUGGGGUUCCUUAUACUGCGUUACCAUUGGCAACCUGUAUGUCACUUGAUCAUGAUAUUCCCAUGGUGAUUCGACGUCGAGAAGCAAAGGAUUAUGGGACUCGUCAAAUGAUUGAAGGCGUUUAUCAGGACCAUGAUGUUUGCCUUGUUGUUGAGGAUGUCGUCACAAGUGGUGGAAGUGUGUUGGAAACUGCUCAAGAGUUAAACAGAGUGAAUCUUAUUUGCAAAGAUGCUGUUGUCCUGUUAGACAGAGGACAAGGUGGAAAGGAAAGACUAAAGGAGCAUGGAAUAAACCUACAUGGUAUUCUUGAAAUGCAUCGAGUUUUAGACGUUCUGCUCGAACUUGGAAAGAUAGAUAAAGUCAUGUUCGACCGUGUGCAUCAAUUCCUCUCUGAAAAUCAAUUUCAACCAAAGGGUGAAGAGAAAAAAGAAGUACUCCAGAAGAAGAAUUUAGAAUAUAAAGAUCGUAUUGCUUUCACUAAGAAUACUGUUGCUAAGCGCAUCCUUGAAGUGAUGGAGAGAAAACAAACAAAUUUAUGUUUCUCGGCAGACGUAACCUCCUCCGCAGAGGUGUUGCGUCUGGCAGACCUGAUUGGACCGCACGUCUGCAUCGUGAAAACACACGUUGACAUAUUAACUGAUUUUUCGGAAAAAUUUGUAGCCAGCUUGACUGCGUUAGCGAAAAAACACGACUUUGUAAUAUUUGAAGAUAGAAAGUUCGCAGAUAUUGGUAGUACUGUGAGAAACCAGUAUUCGCAAGGUUUAUACAAGAUAAAAGACUGGGCUCAGUUGACAAAUGCGCAUGGUGUGCCGGGAGAUGGUGUGGUAAAGGGUUUAAGAGAAGCAUCGGGUGAUUGUGACCGUGCAUGCCUACUUAUUGCUCAAAUGAGUUCAUCUGGUGCUUUAACAAACCAAGGCUAUUCUCAAAGCAUCGUUGCCAUGGCCAAAGAAAACGACGAUUUCGUUAUUGGAUUCAUCUCGACGACGGCUGUUUGUGAUGACCCAAAAUACUUGCACAUGACGCCUGGGGUUAACCUAAACGUUAGUGGAGAUUCGCUUGGUCAGCAGUAUUUAACACCGGAUGAGGUUGUUGGAAAACGUAACUCUGACGUCAUCAUAGUUGGACGUGGGAUUUUCCAAUCAUCUGAUCCAGUAGCAAGUGCUAUCAAAUACAAAGAGGCCGGUUAUAAGGCUUACUUGACACGUGUGAAAGGAGUGUAAAACACUGUUCUGCCAGACGCUACAAAUUUGAACUUUUCUGUAUCGUUGUUGUGUUUUUAAUUUUUUAGAAUAGCUUUAUGUCAGAAAUUUUGCGAGCAGAAAUUUUGUGCAAAUUUUGCGAUCUCGUUCACAAAAUUAAACCGAUAAAUUUUUUUUGCCUAACUCGCGAAAAUUUCAAUUGUUUAUUCACGAAAUUAAUUUUCAUGAAAAAAGUACUUGAAGUUAACAGCUCAAAUGCACGGUAGUUUCUUGUUAUAAUUUGUUGUCAAAAUAGAAAGUUGUUCUAACGCUUUUGUAAAUACAACUUUUAAGGUCACAUUUAGCUACGAAAAAUUAGGUUAGAUAUUUCAGUACCGCGCUUUUGUCGAAAAUGUGGGAUACAUUUUAUUUUGAACUUAUCUGACUUAUUUCAAUCGUGAAAAUGUUUUCUUAAUGUAAAUUUGUCAAAAUUAAUAUGCUAUCAAAACAGGCAACCUCGUCCACAGGACCUGUUAGGUUGCAAAACAGGUUAUCGCCGUCUCUGACAAAGUCUAAAUUCAGGAAUUCAACAACUGUGGUAAUAGUGAAAACAUUUUUUUACUCUACUUUAUCAAGCUGAUCUAAAACCAUGUCAUAUUAAAUUUCAAGUCAUUUUAAUUUUUACUAAAAUUUUGAGAAAUAACUUUAGCAGAAAGUACGGUCUUUUACAUUACUGAAACCAAACUGCCCGACAUCAUUUUGCAAAUUUGAUUUCAUUUAGUUACGGGAAAAUAUUUUCGCAAAUAAAAUAUUUACCCGCGGAAUAGUUGAAUUUGUUCAAUUUUCGAGAAAUCUCUAAAACUUAGCGAAUGGCGCGAUUCCCGAAAAUUUCCGUUUGUCAAUAUUUCUGAAUUAUUUUUUCAUUCGAAAAAAGAAAAUUUUGAAACGGAUUUCAUUGUUUACAUGUUUAGUGUGUUAACAAGUUAUAUGUUAUUAUUAGCUAACAGAUCAUUCAGAUGUGCAAAUAUAUUUUCAAUUAGUGUU
Messenger RNA from Hydractinia symbiolongicarpus, 2471 nucleotides. RefSeq names its product uridine 5'-monophosphate synthase-like. Bases 45 to 1469 code for a protein of 474 amino acids. The record is from RefSeq and is a predicted model, not a curated record. The transcript is spliced from 3 exons. NCBI's taxonomy places the organism in Eukaryota, Metazoa, Cnidaria, Hydrozoa, Anthoathecata, Hydractiniidae. Gene Ontology annotation, molecular function: orotidine-5'-phosphate decarboxylase activity; orotate phosphoribosyltransferase activity. Gene Ontology annotation, biological process: 'de novo' pyrimidine nucleobase biosynthetic process; 'de novo' UMP biosynthetic process.